Messenger RNA from Macrosteles quadrilineatus (aster leafhopper), 5730 nucleotides. RefSeq lists its product as uncharacterized. Lineage: Eukaryota; Metazoa; Arthropoda; Insecta; Hemiptera; Cicadellidae. The transcript has a single exon. Bases 1 to 5730 code for a protein of 1909 amino acids. Gene Ontology annotation, molecular function: DNA helicase activity. The record is from RefSeq and is a predicted model, not a curated record. Gene Ontology annotation, biological process: DNA repair; telomere maintenance.
AUGGCAUUCAGCUGUGUCGUUAGUGGUUCGUUUAACCAGGGUGAUCGUCAGCGAUUCACUUAUAGCAGAAAUGCUCAAUGUGUAGCUAAUUCUGCCUGCGCACUGGCUUGGAAGUUUCUUGGCAAAGAUUUCUCAACUUCUGCAAUUGAUACAAUUUUAAUUAGCGGAGAUGCUUUAUACAGAUCUCUUCGCAGCGAGGAUUGUGUUGGUGGUAAUCGAUUUUUGUUUCCUGACGAACUUCCAAGUCAGUUUGUUGUGGCAGAUCAUCAAGUUGCCAUUGCAGAAAUAAAGUAUGUGUACGAUGCAUUGUACCCGCUUACUCGCGAUCUUUUGGACGUUAGUAUCUUUGAACUUUCUUGUGAGUUGGAAGUACUAAUGCUGAAUAAGUCCAAUCAAUUGGGGUUUUUAUUCACUGGAUUGAAUGUAACGGUCGGGUUUUGGAGAAGUGAGAACCGCCUGUUUUUAUUCGAUCCACAUGCUGUGAAUGAAGAGCGCCAACACGAUUUUCUUAAUGACUCUAACAACUUGGCAAGACUGUUUACCUGUGAAAGUUACUACUCUUUGGCGUCAUUGUUACUGUGCAAUACAGUUUUUGAUUAUAAUGCACGGCAGUUUUCUAUCACACAAAUUUCGUUUUGUUUGGACGAUGGACCGCUUUCAGCCAAUCUAAGCGUGUUGCACCUUUCGCAAUGUCCCAGUCCUGAUUUCCUCAAUGAAUGCACACACGAUCCCGUUCCUCACUGUCCAAGUCCAGACUUCCUUAACGAUUCUGCAGGUAGACCCAUUCCACAAUGUCACAGUCCCGAUCCAAAACUGACAUCUCUCAACCCAAUUGUGGUAAUAUCACCUUUAAGAAAAAUACAAUCCCUUCCUGAUCUCAAUACUACCGUUAAAGUUGGUGGACGGCCAAAAAAACUAAAACGUGGUCGCCCCAAAAUGCUUUCCACCACUAGAGAGGAACAAGUGCAAGCAGCUAAAAAAAAGUACACCGAAACUCAUAAGGGGAAAAAUCUAUCCGAUUCUCAGCGUUACCGGGAAAAUAAUCCCGAGAAAAGGAAGGAGACUGCAAAACGUUACAGUCAAACACACCCCGAAGUCCACAGGGAAGCUGUGCAGCGGUACAGCCAAACACACCCUGAAGUUAACAGGGAGGCUGUGCAGCGGUACAGCCAAACACACCCUGACGUUCACAGGGAGGCUGUACAGCGGUACAGUCAAACACACCCUGAAGUUAACAGGGAGGCUGUACAGCGGUACAGUCAAACACAUCCUGAAGUUCACAGGGAGGCAGUGCAGCGGUACAGUCAAACACACCCUGAAGUUAACAGGGAGGCUGUACAGCGGUACAGUCAAACACACCCUGAAGUUCACAGGGAGGCAGUGCAGCGGUACAGCCAAACACAUCCUGAGGUUAAUAGGGAGGCUGUUGGACGAUACAGUCAACAGAAUCCAGAAGCCUCUCGGCAAAGAGUUAGCAUUUUUCGGCUAAAAAAUCCUAUGCUUUCUGAGCUUCGUCAUUUACCAGCUGCACUUGCUAGACAUAUUUUUCAUCACGGUCCAAUGGGGUCUUGGGAAGGGGAGCUGUUGGGAAAUAUUCCUGCUUUUAAUCUGAAAAAAGUUAGUCUGUGGGAUAAUAGUAUUUUCAAGUGUACUUACUGUGGUGCUCGACUUUUUGAAGAGGAAAAGUGUAGGAAGAAGUGGUGUUGUGGUCAAGGGGCAAACAACGUUCUUAACCUACAGCCUCUCCAAGAAUCGUUUUACUCAGAUCGCCGUUUUCUCGAUAGGGCUCGUGCUUACAACGACCUGUUUGCGUUUUGUGCAUUGGAAGUAUCCGGUGGGUACAGGCACCCAAGUGGUCUUUCUUUUUUCAAAAUUGAAGGGAGAAUGUAUCACCAGGUUUACAGUCUGUCUGACCCUGGUCAAAAGUUUACAACUAAAGCUGGAGACAUUCAGUUUGUAAACCGGUCUCGUCUGUACCUCGAUGACGGCGAAGAACGUCGAAAUAUUGCCUUGGGUAGAUCGCUUGAUGGUAAUGUUAUCGACUCUAUUACUCAGUUUCUAUCACAAGUAAAUCCAUACGUUGUUCAUUAUCGGCGUUUGGGCAGUGAACCAGCUGUCAACGCUCACUUGGAUUUCCAAGUAACAAGUCGAUCUACCCAUGGUCCUGUUUUAGGUGACAGGCAAACAGGCGUUGAGGUGCACGCAGUUCUAAGCACCGAGGAAACUGUUUACGAGCCUCGCAAGCUAACUAUAUGGAAAAAUGGAUCUGGAAGACCAACUUCAAUAAAUUUGUUCAGCCCUCUCAUGGAACCAUUUCAAUAUCCUCUGCUCUAUCCACAUGGCACUUUGGGCUGGCACAUAGGACGCCUGAACAAUUUUAAUAACAAAUUGUCUCAGUACGAUUAUUCACGUUGUCUUUUACUAUCAGAUCCCCGGUUUUCACAUCUCGGCCGGCUGUCCCAAGCUUGGCAGGUGGAAAUGUAUGCAAGAUACGAGGAUGAAAGGCUUAAUUUCAUUAAGUUCUCGCAGACUAAGUCGGCAGAAAAUGCCAUGAGGAUAGGGCCGUUGGAUGAAGUUGAGGCGGUGAAUCGUGGCGGACGUCAAGUGGUGAACGAUAUUAACAAUGAUGAAACUGUUCAAGGGGAGGGUGGAAUACAAGCUGGUAAAGUUUACCUCCCAAGUUCAUUCACAGGGGGGCCGAGGUAUAUAAAAUUUCGUUACGAAAAUGCUAUGGCUUUAGUAUCUCGCCUCGGCUUUCCUACGUUUUUCCUUACAUUUACCUACAGUGCAACUUGGGAGGAAAACAAAAAGGCUUGCCCUCGAAGCAGCGGUCGCAGUGAUCCCAGCACCGCCUGCAGAGUGUUCUACAUCAAACUUCUGGAACUCCUCCGAGAUCUACGCAGCGGAGCUAUGUUCGGUCGUUCUGUUUACAUAGUCCACGUCAUCGAGAUGCAGAUGCGGGGUCUUCCACAUGCCCACAUCGUGUUUAAAAUCGAAGGCGAUGGCCCUGUUCAGGCUGCUGACAUAGACUCCCUCAUUCGCGCUGAUAUUCCAUCUCCGGAGGAGGCAGGAGGUCGAUUAAGGGCGUUGGUUCUGCGGCACAUGAUUCACGGGCCUUGUGGUACAGAUCACAGAACCGACUUCCCUUGCUGGGACACCGACAAAGGUAGCUGCUCUAAAUUCUUCCCCAAACCUCCCUGUGAAUCAACCCAUGUAGACGAGAGGGGUUUUGUAAAAUAUCGGCGUGAUUAUGGUAAUGAGGGGAGUAUAACUUCAAGAAACAGAUCGAUUCCUGUGCAUGACGGCUGGGUUGUACCGUAUAACUCAGCAUUGCUUCUAAAAUAUGAGGCACACAUCAACUUAGAGGUAGCUUCCACUCGACGAGUGAUUAAGUAUCUAUUUAAAUAUCUAAUGAAGGGUGGCUCGCUUCAGAACGUCAAAGUUACUCCUUUGAGUAAACAAGACGAUGAAGUCGAGCACUAUGUGACUAAGCGUAUGGUGGGAGCCAGUGAUGCAUGCUGGCGUCUCUUGGAUUUUCCAAUAUCAAAGUCUGAGCCCACCGUUGAAUGUCUCCCUGUUCAUCUAGAGGGAAAACAGAAUGCGUGUUUUCGACCUAACAACUUGACACACGCCACUUCUGGAGCUACCUCUGACUUGAUCUUUUAUUUCAAUAGGCCUCGUGACCCAAUGUUUGACAAUUUGACGUACCAGUGUUUUUUUGAACAAUACAUUGUUCACAGCAAACGUCCAAGUAGUGCUGAGGUUUACGAACAUCCAGACGGUAAGCACUUCUUAACUUCCAGAAAACGUGGCCAAAAGAUCUGUCGACUCUUCUGGGUUUCACCAAACAGGAGUGAGCAAUAUUUUCUUCGGCUGCUGCUCAUGAUCAUACCAAGCCGUGGUUACGCCGAUCUGCUCGCUCGAGGUGGUGAUGGUUGCACUACAUUCCAACAAGUAGCACGCACCCUCGGUUUGGUUGAAGAUGAGGACGAGUACCACCAGGCACUGAAGGAAGCUGCUCGAUUUAUGGUCGGCCCGAGGCUCCGCUCUUUCUUUGUUCUACUUUGUAACAUGGGAGCUCCCGCGGCCCUCUUGUGGGAUGCUUUCCGGGAUACAUUGUGUGUGGACCAUUUGGAGCGGAAUCCUCUUGAUCACGACGUUGCUUUCAAGCUGGGCCUGAUUGAAAUCGAUCGAAGUCUUCGCCGUCAGGGGUCCUGCUUGGCCGACCACGGUCUGCCCAUUGUAGAUGACGACACGACCGAAUUGGGUAGGGAACUACUCAUCUACGGUGAGAAUCAACAGAGAUCACUAGUAGAUGAGUGGGAACCAAAGCUUUCCAACGACCAGAGAGUGGUGUUUGAUUAUGUAAGAUCGAUAUUACAUGGCCAGGUUGGUAGUCGGUCCAUAAAACUUAUCUUCCUCGACGGACCUGGCGGCUACGGCAAGACCUUCUUAAUUCAUGUGAUCCUCGCAUACGUUCGUAGUCUUAACAGGGUUGCUAUUGCUGUCGCUAGCUCCGGCAUUGCUGCUGGUAGUCUGCCUGGUGGCACGACAGCACACAGUAUGUUUAGGCUGCCACUUGAUCUCGGCGAUGGCACUGGGUAUUGGAACUUGACCAACGGAUCUCAGCGUGCAGAACACAUCAGAGCAGCCCAGCUCAUAGUUUUUGAUGAGGCCCCGAUGGCUCACCGGUACAUUUUUGAAAUCAUCGACAGAUCUCUGCGUGACCUUAUGAAUUCACCUGAGCCAUUUGGGAACAAGAUCUUCCUCUGCUGCGGAGAUUUCCGUCAGAUCGCACCAGUUGUAGCUAAAGCUCGUACUUCAGCAGACAUUGCUUGUGUAUCACUGUGUGCGUCAUCUCUGUGGUCAAGCUUCAAAAUCUUUUCCCUGUCCACCCCUCACAGAACUUCUGGCUCCACUGCGUACUCUGAGUUUCUCCUUAAAGUAGGCAAUGGAACAAUUAGAUCUGUUGAUUUUGAAGAAGGCCGUGGCUGCUCAAGUCUGAUUCCUUUGAGCGGUAUUAGAUAUGUGACAUCACUACACGAUUUAGUUUACUUUGUAUUCCCCGUUUGUGACCUGAGCCAUACAGAUAGAAUCGCUGGCCGGGCUAUUCUUUCAACCAUGAACGCCAAUGUCCAGCAGAUCAACAACACUGUUCUCAACCUGACGGACGGCUUCGUUCAUGAGUUGAGAAGUGCUGAUUCUGUGGACAAGGAGAACGACGAUGGUAUGGAUGUAGACGUUCACUUGUUGAACCAGGCUACUGGCAAGGGCGUGCCAGACCAUGUCCUGCGACUAAAGAUUGGCUCCGUGUGUCUCGUCAUGAGGAACCUGAACAUUGACAGCGGACUCGUUAACGGCACUAAAGUGAUCGUGACCGCUAUUAGACCUCGUCUGAUCACAGUGCGACUUCCUGGACAACGCGAUCCGAUUUGUAUUCCCCGGAUUCAAUUCGUUUUCCCGUUUGUCGAGGGGUCUCCGCUUCGCGUCCGCCGUCUUCAGUUUCCUCUCAUGUUGGCCUAUUCCAUGACUGGCCACAAAAGCCAGGGCCAGACGAUUGAUCGUGUCGGAGUCGAUCUUCGCAGUGACUGUUUCACGCAUGGUCAACUGUACGUCCUUCUCAGUAGAGUCAGACAUCCUGACGACAUCGUUGUUCUGGUCCAUCCUGACAGGGUCCACGAAGGAGUUGCCUAUGCAAAGAACAUUGUAUACGACGAGCUCCUUCGUUAA